AUGUCUCUGAGGGAACGCGAGCAGUUGUUGAGUGCUGAAAACCAGCAGUCUGUUGCGAACACCUCUACCCCACCAGAUGGACAUGGCCCUGCCUCCUACACCAUGGAUGUUGACACCAUGUUUCCUCCUCCUGGGGAAGAAGGUUUUUCAUUUAGUCAUGGGGAGAAGAGGUAUCAUUGUAUGCGGAACUGGAGGAAAUCACAACUGAAAGCUCAAGGUUCAUGUCUUGACUUACGUGAUCGCAGUGGUCGUGUAGCCCAGCAACUUGCUGACUGGUCUACCCAAUACAAUGACCUUACAGAUGCGCUUCUUCACUACCAUCACCGUGAUCAUCAAACAACAGCACCUUCCCCCGCCAUUGAUAGUUCAUUCUCAAUCAAGGUGAUUGAUAUUUUCGAUGCGCAGUAUCCACACUUUUAA
Messenger RNA from Suillus subalutaceus, 420 nucleotides. RefSeq lists its product as uncharacterized. The record is from RefSeq and is a predicted model, not a curated record. NCBI's taxonomy places the organism in Eukaryota, Fungi, Basidiomycota, Agaricomycetes, Boletales, Suillaceae. Bases 1 to 420 code for a protein of 139 amino acids. The transcript has 3 exons.